This is a messenger RNA of Aspergillus viridinutans, 501 nucleotides long. RefSeq lists its product as uncharacterized. The transcript has 2 exons. Bases 1 to 501 code for a protein of 166 amino acids. Lineage: Eukaryota; Fungi; Ascomycota; Eurotiomycetes; Eurotiales; Aspergillaceae. The record is from RefSeq and is a predicted model, not a curated record.
AUGAGACACCAGAAGACCGCCACCGCCGGUUGGUACGUCGGUUUCUCGACGACUGCUCGAGAUCUUCCUGGAACAGAACGCGUAACGAAUGAAAGAGAGAUUAGAGGUGUUGAAAAGCGCGAAACACAGUUGUUGGAGAUCCUCGAGCAGGAGGGGGAAGACAGAAAAGGCCCACCUCAGGCAGAGCUCGAUGCAACUGGUUUUGCAAGGCACUACUGGUUCUACCAUGCGGAAUGCGUGGUGACUCAUCCCUUUGGGGAAGAGGAGAAGGCUCUAGAUGAUAGGAAGAUCCUGCACGUCUUCCUUGAUGAUUGCGUGAAUAUAGUGCGUCAAUAUCAUCGGGACUCGUGCUCGGCUAGUGGCUUUGAUGGCUUACGGUUUGAGGGCCUUUGGGAUGAGCUUUUUCGUUUUGCUGGAGACAUAUGCGAGAUAGGCCCGGCUUAUCUCCCUGGAGGCGUCCGUGGUCCACCAUAUGAAAGCCCAGCGAGGAAAACAGGGUAG